This is a messenger RNA of Metarhizium robertsii ARSEF 23, 1377 nucleotides long. Its product is annotated as major facilitator superfamily transporter. Gene Ontology annotation, biological process: transmembrane transport. Gene Ontology annotation, molecular function: transmembrane transporter activity. Bases 1 to 1377 code for a protein of 458 amino acids. The record is from RefSeq and is a predicted model, not a curated record. The transcript is spliced from 4 exons. Lineage: Eukaryota; Fungi; Ascomycota; Sordariomycetes; Hypocreales; Clavicipitaceae.
AUGGCCUGCUUUGUUGUAUGGGGAGUGUCGACCAGCCUGCCCAUGGCAAUUACCGUGCGUGCCAUCCAGGGAGCAAGUAACGGAAAUGUUGGAAUUAUUCGAACCAUGGUGGCGGAACUUGUGCCCGAGAAAGAGCUCCAACCAAGAGCAUUUUCUAUCAUGCCCCUUGUUUGGUCAUUGGGCUCAGUUGUCGGUCCAGCAUUUGGCGGCUUCUUUGCCGACCCUGCCAAACAGUAUCCUUCCGUGUUUGGGGGUGUGUGGUUCUUUGAGAAAUUUCCAUAUGCUCUUCCCAACUUGAUUGCUACCGUCUUCUUCCUCAUAUCUGUCACUAGCGCGACGCUUUUUCUCAAGGAAACACUUGCUGCGAAACGAGAUGAGCGAGACUGGGGACUGUUAUUUGGCAAACGUCUUGGCCAAGCAUUGAAGUGGAACAAGAAACAGGACAGGAGACGCAGAUCCUUUGUAGAUGGCGAGGCAACCGCCCCUCUCAUACCCAACCAAAUUCGGCACAAGACAGUACACGACUCGUCAACCCCAGGAACCCUAGAGAUCUUCACGCAGCAAAGCGUUCUGAUUAUGCUGGCAUACUUCUUCCUUGCCUUUCACUCUGUCGCCUAUGAUCAAAAUGUCACAGUCUUUUUAAACUACCCUGUAGAGGAGCACACUCCGGAAAAUACACGACUCCCCUUUUACUUCAAUGGCGGCUUUGGCCUGGAGUCGGGGAGGAUUGGGACCAUCUUCAUGUUAUAUGGGGUUACAUGUGGUCUUGUCCAGUUUAUCCUCUUUUCGCCCAUGGUCACCCGAUGGGGUGUUCUGAACUGCUACAAAGCCUGCUGUGUCAUCAUGCCAAUGGUCUACAUCCUCACGCCCUAUACAUCCUUAUUCCCAACCCCCGAAACGCGACUUAUGGGCCUUGCCUUUGUCCUGAUGCUCAAGGCGUUUUCGAUCAUCGUUGCUUUCCCCUCUGUCACCAUUCUGCUUACUAAUUCGGCCAAGUCGCUGAGAAUCUUGGGCACUUUGAAUGGCUUCGUUACCAUGUUCAGCGGCUUCGGCAGAGCUCUAGGCCCUGCCAGCACUGGGCUGGCUUUCACUUGGGGUGCAAAGCAUGGAUACGUUGUCACAGCAUACUUCUUCCUGGCGGUCAUAGCUGUUCUAGGAGCCAUUCCCGUCUUCUGGGUUGUAGAGGGUAACGGCCCGACCGCAUCUGUUGAAAACAGCGAUACCGAAGAGAAUGAAACUCCCCUUAGCAGCCGCAUUCUUGUAGAUGAAUCUGCGAUUGACGACUCUGACGUCGAAUCCCACGAGUCGGAACCCUUGCUUGGAAACUCUAAAAAACGAGCACCCUAUGGGGCCGCAAAGAUUGGAUGCCAAGACUAA